Molecule: messenger RNA, 1182 nt
Organism: Schizosaccharomyces osmophilus
Lineage: Eukaryota; Fungi; Ascomycota; Schizosaccharomycetes; Schizosaccharomycetales; Schizosaccharomycetaceae
Gene: vma5
Product: V-type ATPase V1 subunit C
Exons: 8
Coding region: 1-1182 (393 amino acids)
Biological process (GO): proton transmembrane transport
Cellular component (GO): vacuolar proton-transporting V-type ATPase, V1 domain
Molecular function (GO): proton-transporting ATPase activity, rotational mechanism
Source: RefSeq, a predicted model, not a curated record
AUGUCUCAGGCUGAUUUCUGGAUACUGUCGAUUCCUUCUAAUGGGGGAGCAAAUAGCGAUUUACAGGAUGAUCUUGAUUACUCUUUAGUUGCAGGAUCAACCAAACUCGCGCAGACGAUUGGCCCCUUCAAUGUGCCUCUGUUCAAAGUAGAAAGCUUAGAUGUUUUGAUUAAUCAGAAUGAACAACUCGCCAAGCAAGACACUCAAUUCUCUGCUGCGCUUUCUAAAAUUACUGAAGUCAUUAAAUCCUUGGUAUCUCCUGCUUCAGAAGAAUUGAAAGACUACUUUUUGGUUGAUGGAAAAACCCCGUUAGAGUAUAUCACUUCCUUUCAAUGGAAUGCUUCUCGCUUUCGUAUAAGCAACAGUAUUACAGAUAUCCUACAAAGUCUUACUAGUGAAGUGCUUACUCUUGAAAAUGACGUUCGCACUAGACAGAGCAACUUUCAACAGGCUAGUAAUGCUUAUCAAUCUGUUCAAAAGAAGAAAAGUGGAAAUUUGUCACAAAAAUCUUUGGCCAGUAUAGUCCGUAAAGAAGAUGUUCUCGUUGACUCUGACUACAUGAAAAAUGUUUUUGUUGCUGUGCCAUUGAACGCCGAAAAGAAAUUCCUAAGUUCGUAUGAAACUCUAGCAAACUUGGUAAUUCCACGAUCUGCUCAAAAACUUUCUCAAGACGGCGAGUAUGCUUUGUAUACGAUUAUUGUUUUCAAAAAGUCUGCUGAAGAAUUUAUCUCAAAGCUUCGAGAACAAAGAUACGUGGUUCGUGAUUUUGCCUUUGAAUCCGGACUCCGUGAAAGCGAGCAAAACGAAUUUGACGAUGCUGCUGAAAAAGAAAAGCAUGUCCGUUCCUCUUUACUACGGUACGCAAAAAUCGCAUUUUCAGAAAUUUUCCAACAUUGGGUUCAUUUAAAAUGCCUCUCGGUUUACGCGGAAAGCGUAUUACGCUACGGUCUGCCUCCAGAUUUUUCUUCUGUAGUUUUUCAACCUAUCGAGAAAGCGGAAAAGAAAAUAAAGGUAAUCCUAAAUCAGAGAUACUCCUAUUUAGAACAAAACACGAGUAGGAAUUCUAAAACCUCUGACGAUAUGAAUGCAAACUUGGAUGAAAGUAUGGCUGGGCUUAAUUUGCACGAAGAGUAUUUACCUUAUGUACUAUUUUCUAUUCCAACAAAGUCUUUUAAUUAUUAG